AUGCAGCAGACGCUCAACAGGACGCCCUCCGCGGCCAGCUCUAGACCUCCGUCUUACCGCUCUGUCCCUGCGCCUGGCCACCACUCCGGCAGCAGCAGCAGCGCCUCGCCGUCGGCCAGAACACCUCUCACGCCGGGAACGCCAUCCUCGUCAGCGAGCCGCAGCAUGGCUUCGCCUUUGUCGAACCACCACCACCGCAGCAGCAGAAUGUCUCCAUCUUCCAGGCCACACGAAGCAGGCGGCGAUAGACGUCACCGCCACUCACAUUCGGUCCCCCGCUCCUCGCGCCACCGUCGUGGCAUAUCUCUGCCCGACGCCAUUGACGCCCUUGACACCAUUGGCGGGGCUUACCACCACGACGGUCCCUACGAGGCUACCCUGGCAUCGCGCAACAUCAACAAGAAGUACGCCCCCGUCGACGCUGUGCGCGAGUCCAACAUGGCAGCUCUCCGCGCCACCCCUGAAGCCUACAUUAGAGACAGCCUCGAGCGCCACGUCCCCCUCCAAGGGACUUCUACUGUGCCCAGCGGCUUUUACGACAUUGGCGGCAAGCUUAUGGACUAUGAGGAGGGUGCGGACCUGAUGCGUGAGGCUUCCGCGGGAGGCGGCGCCUACAAGCGAUGGGACUUCAUGGAUUAUCAUCCCGAUGAUCUCAAGGGCAAGGGUGAACCGUCCUACACAUAUGAUCGGCUCACCGCCCAGAAGAAGGGUAAGGGUCUCCUGAGCCCUGAAAGCGCCGAAAGCUACGAGAUGCAGGGCCGCAUGCGCAGUGUCAGUAGCGGCGCCUACGACGCCCGCUCGUCCGGUCUGAGUGGUCACGGGAAGCAGACGCACGGUGGACUGGGCAGUGGGCUCAAACGUCGCUUUGGCAGUCUGCGCAAGAAGGACGACAACAAAUGA
This is a messenger RNA of Geosmithia morbida, 900 nucleotides long. Its product is annotated as Pal1 cell morphology protein. The record is from RefSeq and is a predicted model, not a curated record. Gene Ontology annotation, cellular component: cytoplasm. Lineage: Eukaryota; Fungi; Ascomycota; Sordariomycetes; Hypocreales; Bionectriaceae. The transcript has 2 exons. The coding region runs from base 1 to 900 and encodes 299 amino acids.